Messenger RNA from Syngnathoides biaculeatus (alligator pipefish), 5699 nucleotides. RefSeq names its product kinase suppressor of Ras 1-like. Gene Ontology annotation, biological process: protein phosphorylation. The record is from RefSeq and is a predicted model, not a curated record. The coding region runs from base 95 to 2491 and encodes 798 amino acids. The transcript is spliced from 18 exons. NCBI's taxonomy places the organism in Eukaryota, Metazoa, Chordata, Actinopteri, Syngnathiformes, Syngnathidae. Gene Ontology annotation, molecular function: ATP binding; protein kinase activity.
UUAAGGGGGGUGUUACUGUCAUGAUCCUGCCGCUCAAGCCAAGCUGUGCGGGUGCCAGCGCGGUUGCGCUGAUUGGGAGGCGCACACCUGCCUCAUGCGGGCUGAUUAUCCGGUGUAUUUAUAUGACCCCGAUGACGACUGGUCCGGGGCCAGUUUGAUGAGCUUCAUGUCCCGUUCGAGUACUCCCGUAUCCCUGAUCGACAACCCGUGUGGACCAACCUUCGCCUGUUCUCCAACCAACCCCGCCACAGGAGAGAACCUCUUAGUGGACAGUGUGCUGCAGAUGGCCUCUGAUGUGGAGGACACAGUGAAGCGCCAGGGAUGCAACUUAGAGGAUCGAUCACGCCUCCCUGCUGCCCUCUCCUGUCUAAAGAGUCUGACAGAAAGAGGUGGAGACCUGAGGCGCAAUUCCCCUCAGCACACUGAUGGCCUCCCUGCUGUCACUCAUUCCAGCAAACAGCAGCCCACAGUUAGCCAAGGUCGUUCCAUCUCCAUAUCCGUAAUUCCAUGUUGGGGUGACAACCAACCUUACCUACCGUCUGAGGAAAUGUUUGAUGCCUUUUCGCUGGACAGGAACACUCCGCCCACACUCCGAGCUUCUAAGAUACAAACGCCCAAAACGGCCCAUACACAACCACCUCAUUCCCGUAAGUGGCUGCAGCUCAUGCCCAUCUCCACUGGACCAGCACGAAGCAAGAGUCAUGACUUACAAAUGGUGAACCGCACUGAGGAGCCUACAAGCUACAAGGCCAACAAGAAGAACAAGGCCGUGGAUGCUAUUUACAUCAAUGGGAACAGUCUUGACGAUCCAAGUUUGCAUUCACCCCUGUUGUCUGCUCGCAAAGACGGCCCUCUCCCUGCAUCAGCCCCAUACACAAUGACUGCUGCCCCAACACCCCUUGACAAUCUUGCUGUACACAGGAGUUCACCUCAUACACUGAGGCGAGAUAUUGGCUUGGCUGUUACACACAGGUUUUCAACUAAAUCAUGGCUCUCCCAGACAUGCCAAGUGUGUGGCAAGAACAUGAUCUUUGGUGUAAAGUGUAAACACUGCAAAUUUAAGUGUCACAACAAAUGCACCAGAGAUGUUCCCUCUUGUCGGAUCUUAUUUCUCACAUUGCCAAAGAUACGAAGGGCAGAAUCAGUGCCAUCAGAUAUCAAUAAUCGAAUUGAUCACAAAGCAAAGAUUCCACUGCAGUUUGGCACAUUACCAAAGGCAAUAACCAAAAGGGAACCUCCUGUCCAGGUUGACUCCAGCAGUAACCCAUCAUCAGCUGCCUCUUCUACACCAUCCUCUCCAACACAUUCCCAGCAAAGCAACCCACGAAGUGUUAGCACCACACCCCCACUCAACACCUCUCCAGAGCAUUCCCAGGACAUCAACUUCCGCUUUCCAGAUGUUCCUGAUUCGAAGACUAAUAAAAGUCAGCAGUCUGAGAGCUCCAAUGACUCUAGAGCAUCACAAACAGCCAUUACUGAGACACAACUAGAAGGUGCUGAGGAAGACCAGAAGGCAGAUGAGGAUCAUACUGUUGGAGAUGACCAAGGAAAGAGUUUCUCCAAUGAGGACAUUGAUGAAGAUGGCCUGGAAGAUCUGCCCUCUCCCACCUAUCAUCGUAGGACUGUAGGGCGCUGGAGGGGAGGCAUCAACCGAAAAGCCAGUCAGACCAGCGUCUACUUGCAGGAAUGGGAUAUCCCAUAUGAGGAGCUGCAGCUUGGAGAGCUUGUAGGAAAGGGUCGUUGGGGGAAGGUGUUCAGGGGUCGCUGGCACGGUGAGGUAGCCAUUCGCCUUGUGGAGGUGGACGGCAAUAACCAGGAGCACCUGAAGCUUUUUAAGAAGGAGGUGAUGAACUACAGACAAACUAGACAUGAAAAUGUUAUCCUGUUCAUGGGCGCCUGCAUGGCCCCACCUCACCUUGCUAUUGUCACCAGUUUCUGUAAAGGGGUUCCUUUAUACUCUUUUGUAAGAGAAAGAGGUCAUUUGUUGGAUAUCAAUAACACCAGACAAAUUGCACAAGAAAUUGUAAAGGGAAUGGGCUAUCUGCAUGCCAAAGGCAUCAUUCAUAAAGAUCUGAAGUCUAAGAAUGUGUUCUAUGACUCCAACAGAGUAGUUAUAACAGAUUUUGGUCUAUUUGGGAUGUCUGGUGUGGUACAAGAAGGCAGAAGAGAGAGUGUAUUGAAGAUACCCCAAGGGUGGAUGAACUACCUGUCCCCAGAGAUUGUCCGUGUGAUGAGCCCAGAAGUUGCUGAGGACCAGCUGCCUUUCUCGAAAGCUGCUGAUGUUUAUGCUUUUGGUACAAUCUGGUAUGAGCUGCAUUUCAGAGAUUGGGCAAUCACCAACCAGCCUGUGGAAGCUAAAAUCUGGUUAGUGGGUAGCAAUGAAGGCAUAAAGAAGGUGCUGGCAAAUGCAAACCUGAGCAAGGAAGUUACGCGCUUUCCCGGCGGAAGGAGCUGGAUGAGCUGGUGGCCAGGAUGUGGAGGAUCCAAAUGAAUCCUGCCUGCUCUGGACCUACAGUUGAGAAAAUAAGUAUUUGAACACCCUGCUAUAUUGCAAGUUCUCCCACUUAGAAAUCAUGGAGGGGUCUGAAAUUUUUAUCCUAGGUGCAUGUCCACUGUGAGAGAGAUCAUCUAAAAAGAAAACUCCAGAAAUCACAAUGGAGAAUUUUUUAAAGAUUUAUGUGAUACAGCUGCAAAUAACUAUUUGAACACCUGUCUAUCAGCUAGAAUUCUGACCCUCAAAGACCUGUUAGUCCGCCUUUAAAAGUCCACCGCCAAUCCAUGUAUUAUCCGGAAUGAGAUGCACCUGUGUGAGGUCGUUCGCUGUAUAAAGCCACUUGUCCACCCCAUACAAUCAGUGAGACUCAAACUUGUAACAUGGCCAAGACCAAAGGGCUGUCCAAAAACACUAUAGACAAAAUUGUACAACUGGAAAUGGUUACGGCGAAAUUGCCAACCAGCUUGGUGAAAAAAAGGUCCACUGUUGGAGCAAUCAUUAGAAAAUGGAAGAAGCUAAACAUGACGGUCAAUCUCAAUCGGAGUGGAGCCCCAUGCAAGAUAUCCCGUUGUGGGGUCUCAAUGAUCCUUAGAAAGGCGAGGAAUCAGCCCAGGACUACACAACAGGACUUGAUAAAUUGACCUGAAAAGAGCUGGGACCACCAUUUCAAAGGUGACUGUUGGUAAUAUACUAAGAUGUCAUGGUUUGAAAUCAUGCAUGGCAUUGAAGGUUUCCCUGCUUAAACAUUAAAAGUUUGCCAAUAACCAUUUGGACGAUAUAGUAUAAAAGUGUAAAAGUGCAGGUGUCGGACGUUGUUAACCUGCUCCACGACCAAUCCGGUAUGGAAUUCUUUGGAUGAACACUCAUAUGUAUUUAUUUAUUCAUUUAUUUUAUUUAAGGUGGAUGAUCUUCCUGAAGCAGACCUCUGCAUUCAUCUGGGUUUGGACUGGCCUAAAACACCCGUAGGGCUGCAUUGAAUCCAUCUAUCCAUUUUCCAUACCGCUUAUUUUCACUAGGGUCCCGGGCAGGCUGUAGCCCAGUCGUCAGGAAUCUUUGGCUCGCGAGCCCUCAUAACGACAUACUGUACAUGUGAUUUCUGUUGUGCACGCAACACAAAUGACGUAGAGACAGUAUGUCCUAGUGGGGUUGCCGUAGUUUUCUGUGGCAGUCAAUGUGUGCAGGCGCACAAGGGUCAAACGCAGAUCGUGUCAGAAGAACUAAUUAUGGAAAUGCUUUUGACAAAGGUUGCGCAAAGAAAAAAAGCAGAGGAAUACCAAAGUUUUCAACAAGAAUGGAAAGCCUUUGUGGAGAGAGAAAGGGUUCUGCUGUGUAUCUAAAUUCACAGGGAGUAUGCCAAACCAUUCGGAUUUGAUGUGGCCAAUAAACAUUUUGACAACUUCCCAUAAAGACAAGAUAAUCAAACGAACAAAAGAUAUGCCUUUGUUAGCAAGAACUGUUCACCAUCGGACCACCGUGAUGGCAAAUCAAAUUGAAUUACGUUCAAAUUUAAUGGAUGGAAGUCUAAAUGCCUGCAUGAAGUCAUCUAACAAUUUAUGAAACAGACUAUAAAGCCAUCAGCAAAACCAUGCAGCACUAGAAGUUGCAUUAACGGAAAGAAGUACUUUUGUCAUUUAUCUUAGUGGUAGUGAUAACCUCCUCCUCUGUCUCCUUGUCAGAACUCACUCUGCACCUCUUAUGCUGCUGCAUCUGUCACCCCUUUAAUUGCCCCGUCGUCAGAUGGUGUCGAUAUCUGCCCUGCGACUGACUAGCGACAAGUUCAGGGUGUAGUUUGCCUUUCGCCCGAAGCUUGCUGGGAUAGGCUCCAGCUUUCUCGCAACCCUUGUGAGGAUAAGUGGCUUGAGUAAUGACAUGACAAAACUUUAAGAGCAGACAAGGCGGGCGAGUGUGUGGUGGAGCAGCAGCUUUUAGGGUGUUCGGUGUGUGCUGCCAAAGGAUUGAAUAAAACCCAACUAAAAUCCAGUUGUGACUCCUUUUCCUCAAUGUCGUUUACCAAGGGGAUUCCAAUAUGGUUGAUUUAGAAUGGUGAUAACUCUUUGCCAAGUCGCUCACUUGUACACCCUGCUCAUGUUUUUAGAUGAUUUCACGCUUUAAUUCCAUCGACAUCAUCUUCUUCUUCUUACCGCUUUCCUUAGCAAUUGCUUUCUUGGGGUGUAUGGGUGAAAAUUCACAUGUACUAUAUGCAAAAUUGGCGGCACGGUGGUUCAGCUGGAAGGCGUUGGCCUCACAGUCCUGAGGUUUAAUCCCGGACCUGCCUGUGUGGAGUUUGCAUGUUCUCCCCAUGCCUGCGUGGGUCCAGUUUCCUCCCACAUCCCAAAAACACACAACAUUAAUUGGACACACUAAAUUGCUCUUAGGUGUGAUUGUGAGUGCGACUGUUCGUCUCGAUGUGCCCUGUGAUCGGCUGGCAACCAGUUCAUGGUGUACACCGCCUCCUGCCCGUUGACAGCUGGAAUAGGUUCCAGCACUCCCCUCAACCCUUGUGAGGAUAAGCGGCCAAGAAAAUGGAUGGAUGGAUAAUUGCAAAAUUACAAAGUGCGAGCACAACUGCACAGAGAUGCUACCGAGCCAAAAUGCACAAAUGGAAAGAUUGACUGAAGCUGGAAAAACUGAGCAGAACCUGUGCAUUUCAGCAUCUUAACAACCGGCAGUCAUUUGUACGACAAAUAGUAGCUCGCAAGACAAAGUAAAUAAUUGUGCCAGCAGCGAGUCGUAUCUCGAAAAACUUGUAUGUCAAGGGACCACUGUAUUUAAUUUUUUGUUGCUCAAAAUAUGUUACAGCUACUGAUGUAACACAUGGUGCCGUUAUUUAUUGACCUUUAUACAACAUAUCAAAGAAGAGUUUCUGACAGAAACCAAAAUUUUGUUCCAUGAGCCAUAAACUAUAUGAAAAAUUAACGUCACUCACAGAGAUGACAGUUUACUAUUGUGUGUCAAGAUGAAGGUGAUGUCUUAACAUUCAUGACGUGCAUUUAGGUUCAGGUAAUUCAGGUAAAAUAAAUAUUAAAUAGACAGUUCUGCCCCUGCAGCUAAAAUAAAGAUAAAAUAAAAGUAUUCAAAAAUUACUUCCCAAGUGGAAAACUGUUAAUAAUAAUUGUCAUGUCAUGGUAGUUGCCUAAUGUCAUCAUUCAGUGGGAAAAGUUACAUUUAUUUAUCAACGUGAAACCAAUAAAGGUGGCAUGUAUCA